Molecule: messenger RNA, 483 nt
Organism: Acaulospora morrowiae
Lineage: Eukaryota; Fungi; Glomeromycota; Glomeromycetes; Diversisporales; Acaulosporaceae
Source: the annotation of a GenBank genome assembly
GAGAAAGAAAAAGAGAAGUACGAGGAAAAGGAGAAAGAAAAAGAGAAGUACGAGGAAAAGGAGAAAGAAAAAGAGAAGUACGAGGAAAAGGAGAAGGAAAAAGAGAAGUACGAGGAAAAGGAGAAGGAAAAAGAGAAGUACGAGGAAAAGGAGAAAGAAAAAGAGAAGUACGAGGAAAAGGAGAAAGAAAAAGAGAAAUACCAAGAAAAGGAGAAAGAAAAAGAGAAAUACCAAGAAAAGGAAAAAGAAAAAGAGAAGUACGAGGAAAAGGAGAAGGAAAAGGAGAAGGAAAAAGAGAAGUACAAGGAGAUAGAGAAGGAAAAAGAGAAGGAGAAGGAAAAAGAGAAGGAAAAAGAGAAAUGCCAGGAAAAGGAGAAGGAAAAGGAAAAGGAGAAAGAAAAGAAAGCGAAAGAAAAAAAGAAGUCGAAGAAAGAAAAGAAAAUUCGAAAAAAAUAUCGAGGCGAUUACAAUUCUUAUUAUUAG